AUGGCAUUCGCGUGGAAAGCCGCAGGGCUCACCUACAACCGCUACUUGGCCGUCGCCGCCCGCGUCGUCCGUCGAUCCUUGAAGGAAGAGAAACGUCUACAAGCCGAGCGGAGAGGGGAUAUGGAUCUGCGAUUCGCGAAGUGGGAGAACGGAAAGCAAGGCGACAUGGCAUCGCUCGCCAAGGCGAAUGCAUCGGCAAUGGCAGAGCAUGCCGCU
Messenger RNA from Eremomyces bilateralis CBS 781.70, 216 nucleotides. RefSeq lists its product as uncharacterized. The transcript has 3 exons. NCBI's taxonomy places the organism in Eukaryota, Fungi, Ascomycota, Dothideomycetes, Eremomycetales, Eremomycetaceae. Gene Ontology annotation, biological process: proton motive force-driven mitochondrial ATP synthesis. Gene Ontology annotation, cellular component: mitochondrial inner membrane. The annotation marks the transcript as partial. Gene Ontology annotation, molecular function: proton-transporting ATP synthase activity, rotational mechanism. The record is from RefSeq and is a predicted model, not a curated record.